Molecule: messenger RNA, 609 nt
Organism: Cyprinus carpio (common carp)
Lineage: Eukaryota; Metazoa; Chordata; Actinopteri; Cypriniformes; Cyprinidae
Gene: riiad1
Product: regulatory subunit of type II PKA R-subunit domain containing 1
Source: RefSeq, a predicted model, not a curated record
GGCAGAGUCAGUGAGUCACCGCUUGCCAUGACGCGUUGGUAAAUGGAGUAAAUUAUAUGAUCAUUUCAUCAUAAAUGAUAUCAUCCAACUCAGCUCACUGAGAAGUGAGCCCAUAAACGGAGAUGUUUAUUUAUUUAUUUAUUUGCAUAAAACUACUAUAUUCAAAUCACACAAAUGAGCACAAUCAAGUUUAAACAUCGCGUUAGCACAAAUUCUAAGUGUAUGUUGCUUGGCAACGGAAUGCGUAACGCACGUCAACAUCAGGUGCCUGGAGACACUGGCGCAGAGACGCAUAGAUGGCGGAGAGAAACACUCUGGAGAAGCUCGAUUUGGGCGCUUUAAGCCUCGAGCAGCAGGAGAAGCUGCACCAGUUCAAGGUCAAGACGCGGAUAGCUAAUGAAAAAUAUUUAAGGUCUCAUCCAGAGGUGGAAAUGUUACUCAGUGACUUCUUAAGGGAUGUGUUUCUGAAAAGGCCUACAGAUAUUCGUGAAUUUGCAGCAGAUCAUUUCAGUGACCCAGGACUGCCAAAGAAAAUUCAGGAGCAAAUGAAUAUCCAUAAUAAGUGAAAAAUGGAUUUAUAGUGUUUUGUAAUAAAAGAGAGAAAAAUGA